AUUUAUGUCAUACAUUUAACGAAAGUCAGCGAUGUUCACUUGAAGAUAACAUAUUCGAGAGAUACAAUUCAUUCUAGGCCUGCAUUCUUACGCGAAACCUAAUCUCCUCUGAAUUUUAAAUACUGUAAUCGAUUUUUUAAUUGAGUUAGAUUCCUUAUCAAAAAUACUCUAAUCAAGUACCAAACAGGAUAUCCUUGGAAAGAAAAUACUUUUUGCAGAAUAGUAUUUGGAAGGAAGAUCUAAAAAAAAUGAAAGCAACCGUGGUCGUCAUUGUAAUUUUGAUCGAUAUUCUAAGUUUUGGUUAGUAUAGCUUUUUUUAAAUGGUAAUACUAUAUAAAGCCAUUUUUUUGUCGCUAAUAUUUAACAAGUAAAAAAAGUCUAUUUUCUUGUUUCUUUAAAGAAGCUUCAUAAAAAAGGCUACUUUAAACAAGGACACAAUUUAACUGCUUUAACUAUUGAAAUGUUUAUACGUGUCCUUUAAGAGUCUUUGUCAUAGAAAUUUCACCUAAUCUUCACAUACACUUGCAUAAUUCACUAAAUAUGGAAAUAAGAUUCUCCAUUAAACACUACUGUCAUAUAAAUUUAUAAUAUAAUACUCAACAUCUAUUAUAACAGGACUGUACAUAAGAAUAAUGAAAAAUGCCGUAUAUUCACAAUAGGCCCAUGCCUUUGUUUUACACCCAUUUCUGAACAAUAAUUAAAUAUAAAGUAGAAAAAAACUAUGAUAUGUCUUUUUCAUUAAUUUGAUAGUGAAAGGCAUUAGAGAAGAUGCCGACUAUUGGGGAAAAGUUGCUGAUGAAGAACUUAAUAUAGCUCUAAAAGUUGAUCUGAAAAAGGAAAAGGCAAAGAAUGGCAUCCUAUACCUUGGAGACGGAAUGGGAUUAACAACAAUUGCUGCGGCUAGGUGGUACGAUAUCCAAGAAAAAAAGCUAGAGGGUUCGAGAGAGUCUUUACUUUCUUGGGAAAAAUGGCCUUUCGCUGCCUUGUCGAGGACGUAUAAUGUUGACUUGCUUACUCCAGAUUCUGCGGGAACAGCAACUGCAUUUUUGACUGGAUCAAAAACGGUUGCUUCCGUUGUUGGUGUUGACGCAAAUGUUAAAAUAAAGAAUUGUUCUACAGUUGAAAAAGCAAAAAUUAAUUCAAUUGCUAAAAGUGCAAUUGCGGAAGGAAAAAGCGUAGGCGUUGUCACUACAACAAGAAUAACUCAUGCUACACCAUCGGCCUUAUAUGCUCAUGCAGCUUAUCGAUAUUAUGAAGGCUCGGCCGAUUUACCAACUGAUCAAGUUUGCGAGGAUAUCGCUAGUCAGCUGAUUAACGGCGAAGUGGGAAAGAAAUUAAAAGUUAUGUUGGGAGGUGGAAGAUAUAACUUUAUUCCAAAGGGCACCUACGAUGCAGAAUAUACAAACAAAGCGAGUAAGAGGAGCGAUGAUCUGAAUUUGAUAGAAAAAUGGAAAAAGAUGAAGAAGGAGGACGAUAAUUUAACAGACGAACAAUAUAAAUAUGUGCAAACUUUGGAUGAAUUUAAUGCAAUCGACACAGAUAAAGUUGAUUAUUUACUCGGUCUAUUUAAUCCGAGUCACAUGCAAUACGAAGCGCAUAGAAGUGAAGAUAUUUGGAAAGAACCAAGUCUCUCCGAAAUGGUUGAAAAAGCGAUUAAAAUUUUAAAGAAAAAUCCCAAAGGCUAUUUUCUAUUGGUAGAAGGAGGCAGAAUAGACCAUGGUCACCACGACAAUCAAGCCUUUCUAUCUAUAAAGGAUGCAUCAGCGUUUAACGAAGCCAUAGCACACUCUCAACAAUUCAUAUCCCAUUCUGAUACUCUUCAAGUAGUGACCGCUGAUCAUUCGCAUUCAUUCACUGUUAGCGGCUAUUCAAAAAGAACUGAUAACAUACUAAAGUUUGCUACGUCAUCUAACGAGACAACUCUUGCAGACGAUAAGAAACCUUAUAAUAUUCUUGCCUACACCACAGGUCCAGGCUAUAAAACACAUAGGAAAGAUGGUCCUAGAAAAGAUUUAACAAAAGUUGAUACCACCGAUCCUGAUUUCGUAUCAGAUUCUUUCCUUCCCAGACAAUGGGAGAGUCACGGCGGAGAGGAUGUGGCUAUUUACGCAAAAGGGCCGUGGGCUCAUCUAUUCCAUUCAGUUCACGAACAAAAUUACGUAAAUCAUGUUUUUGAGUAUGCAAUGUGUAUUGGAAAAUAUAAAAGUUCCUGUAACAAAACUCCAGCUGGAACUAAAAUUGAUAAAAAUUCUAAGGAACAUUCGGAAUAUUGGAAAAAGAUCGGUGAAAAUGAAUUAAAAAUUGCUCUCGAGAAGAAGAAACUAUCGCAAAAGGCUAAGAAUACCGUAUUAUUCGUUGGAGAUGGAAUGGGUUUAUCUACAGUUACAGCCGCAAGAUGGCACCACGCUCAGAAACGACAAAUAGUUGGAUCUAAGAGUCAACUGCUUUCGUGGGAGGACUGGCCUGAUAUUGGUCUAUCUAGAACCUAUACGGUCGAUUCUUUGACAGCUGAUUCGGCGGGAUCGGGUACAGCCUUACUUUCUGGUAUUAAAACUUAUUCGCAGGUAUUGGGGGUUGACAUGAACACGAAGAAAGAGAUUUGCUCAACAACGAAUGAUGGAAAAAUUGAUUCCAUUGCUCAACACGCUCUGAAAGAAGGAAAAAGCGUUGGAGUAAUAACGACAAGCAGAAUUACAGAUGCAACUCCUGCUGCACUUUACGCUCACUCAGCCUUCAGGGAAUGGGAGGGAUGGGCUCCGACACCAUGUAAAGAUAUUGCUACUCAAUUAAUUGAAGGAAGCGUCGGGAAACAAUUGAAAGUUAUACUCGGAGGCGGUAGGAAGAGCUUUAUCCCAAAAGAUAAGAGAGACGAGGAAGAUAUAAGUGAAAUGAGUACAAGAAAAGAUAACAAAGAUCUAAGAGAAACUUGGAAAUCAAUGAGAAAAGACGAGGGUCUAAAAGAUGAUAAAUUCGCUUAUGUAGAAAGGAUGAACGAAUUUAAUUCGAUCGAUCCGAAAAAAGUUGAUUAUCUCUUAGGCCUAUUUUCCGGAGCUGAAAUGAAUUACGAAGCAAACAGACUAAAUGAUACAUGGGGCGAGCCAAGUUUAGGCGAUAUGGCAAAAAAAGCAAUUGAAAUCUUAAAGAAAAAUCCGAAAGGUUAUCUUUUGCUGGUAGAGGGUGGUCGCAUUGAUCACGGACAUCACCAUAAUCUUGCCCAUUUAGCUCUAGACGAUACAUUAGCUUUACACGACGCCGUCGAGAAAGUUGAAAAAAUGACGAAAAACGACGAUACUUUAAAAAUAGUAACAGCCGAUCAUUCACAUUCAUUUAUCAUUAACGGAUAUUCGGAUAGGAGCGAAAGUAUUUUCGGUUUUGCAAGGAAUCUAGAAGGCGACAGAUUAGCCGAAGAUAAAAAGACAUAUACAAUCUUAUCCUACACAAAUGGGCCUGGGUACCACUCAAAUAGAAUUAAUGAUAUAAGAAAGAACUUGACAUUAGAAGAAACAACCAACCCUCAUUAUGCAUUCGACUCUGGCGUCCCACUUGAGGAUGAAACUCAUAGCGGUGAAGACGUUGCAAUCUACGCUAAAGGACCAUUCUCACAUCUGAUUCACGGCGUUCAUGAACAGAAUUAUAUACCUUACGUAAUAAGUUACUCAAUGUGCAUCGGAAAGUACAAUAAGGCUAAACAUUGCUCCACUAAUGGGAAUGAUAAAUUAAAUUCCAUGAAUAUUUAUAAGCUUUUAAUUAUUUCUGUAAUUCUUCUUUUUCAUGCAAAAUAAAAAAGGGCAUCAACAAGAAAAAAUGAUUAUCUUUUGAAUGCUAUUCUCCAAUUAAUGAAAAUUUUCUUCUCUGUCUGCCUGCCUGUCUGUCUCUCUUUCUUCUUCCCUCUCUCUCUCUCUCUCUCUCUCUCUCUCUCUCUCUCUCUCUCUCUUUCUCUCUAUCU
Dimorphilus gyrociliatus is the source of this 3946-nucleotide messenger RNA. NCBI's taxonomy places the organism in Eukaryota, Metazoa, Annelida, Polychaeta, Dinophilidae. The record is from the annotation of a GenBank genome assembly.